AUGGCUUUGAACUUUUGCCUGGAGGCUGAACUCACAGAUGAUUUGACUGAUUGUUCUGAGUUUGGAAACAAAUCCUCUCUUGAGAACCUUAGGUCAGCAGGAAUACGGGGGGUUAUGUAUUUAUUCAUAACAGCAGUCUUCAUUCUCACCGUCUUUGGGAAUCUGGCCAUAAUCAUUUACAUCUUGUAUUUCAAGCAGCUCCAUUCUCCAAACAAUUUCCUCAUCUUAUCCAUGGCUAUAACAGAUUUUCUGCUGGGCUUUGCCAUUAUGCCCUACAGCAUGGUGAGGUCUGUAGAGAACUGCUGGGUUUUUGGAAUUAUAUGCUGCAAGGUUCAUAGUUUUGACUUGAUGCUCAGUUUAGCUUCCAUUUUCCAUCUUUGUUCCAUUGCCAUGGAUCAGUUUUAUGCAAUCUGCCACCCUCUGCAUUACUCUAGCACCAUGACUGCCACAGCCAUAAAACAAUUGGCUGUGUGCUGGUCAGUGCCUGCUGCUUUUGCUGUUGGUGUGGUUUUCUCAGAAGCUUAUGCUUCUGAAAUUGAGGGCUAUGAAAUGUUGAAUAAGUGCUUGGGCUUGUGCCUGAUUGUGUUCAACAAACUGUGGGGGGCUUUCUUAUUUACAGUCUGUUUAUCUGCUCCUGCUUAAUAUAUAGGCAUUUAUGUUAAAAUUUUUACUGUCUCCCAAAGGCACACAUCAAAGUUGAGCCAGGCACACAGGCUCUCAAAAAAUAAUAAGAAACUUGAGCUUUCUAAGAAUAAAGACAGGAAAGUUGCUAAGAGUUUGAGUAUUAUUAUGCUGGGUUUCUUAAUAUGUUGGUUUUCUUGUUUUUUUGCAAUCUUAAUUGAUUCAUUUUUAAAAUUUUCCACUCCUUUGCCUCUGUUUGAUUCUCUAAACUGGCUUGGAUAUCUAAAUUCUUUCUGCAAUCCAUUAAUAUAUAGAUUUUUCUAUCCAUGCCUUCGGAAAACAUUUAAAUAUAUCUUAAAAGACAAAAUAUUUAAUCCACAUUUUCGUACAAUAAAAAUUUUAUCUGAAGAUCAGUCACAGCAAUAG
Messenger RNA from Vidua chalybeata, 1047 nucleotides. RefSeq names its product trace amine-associated receptor 2-like. The record is from RefSeq and is a predicted model, not a curated record. Gene Ontology annotation, biological process: G protein-coupled receptor signaling pathway. Gene Ontology annotation, molecular function: trace-amine receptor activity. Gene Ontology annotation, cellular component: membrane. NCBI's taxonomy places the organism in Eukaryota, Metazoa, Chordata, Aves, Passeriformes, Viduidae.